UCGACUCCAUAGCAUUUGGAGUCCAUAUUUAUAGGAGUUCAACAGGAUGUUGGCUGCACAACCCAAGACGGUUGGCAAGCGGGCCGAGACUGGCUGCGGUCGUGCGAACUUCGCCUUUCAGCGAUCAGCGCGUCCUUUGCAGCGUCCUUUCACACAAAUAGUGCGACAGCCGCUUACAGUUAGCCAUGCAGCGGAACGUGACAUAUCGGCGCCUCGACUCAUCCAGCACAAGAAUGAGGCCUAUUGGUUCUAUGCUGGGCUCAGUCAAGUCUACGACCAUAUCGUCAACCCAGGUCACUGGACGGAGGAUAUGCGCGAAGAUGCACUUCUCCCAGCUAAGCUGAAUGAUCCAAAGCUUAAGGUCGUCGAUGUUGGCGGUGGGACAGGCUUCACAACCCUUGGGAUCGUGAAGACCAUCCCUCCCGAGAACGUAACGCUCAUUGACCAGUCGCCUCACCAACUGGCGAAGGCAAAGGCGAAGCCAGCGCUGAAGGGAGUCACAAUCCUGGAGGGCGAUGCCGAGGACCUGCCCUUCCCCGCCGACAGCUUCGAUCGCUACGUGUCCGCCGGCAGCAUCGAGUACUGGCCGGAGCCGCAGCGCGGCAUCCGGGAGGCCUACCGCGUGGUGAAGGAGGGCGGUGUGGCGUGCGUCAUCGGGCCGGUGCACCCCACCUUCUGGCUCUCAAGGUUCUUCGCGGACGUGUGGAUGCUGUUUCCCAAGGAGGAGGAGUACAUGGAGUGGUUCACCAAGGCUGGGUUCACGGACGUGAAGAUCACGCGCAUCGGGCCGCAGUGGUACCGCGGAGUGCGGCGGCACGGGCUCAUCAUGGGCUGCAGCGUGACGGGGGUGAAACCCAAGUCCGGCGACUCCCCCCUGCAGCUAGGCCCCAAGGCGGAGGCCUCGGGUCGCCUCAACUCCAACCCGCUGUCCUUCCUGCUGCGCCUGCUGCUGGGCACUGCGGCGGGCUUCUACUACUUCGUGCUGCCCAUCUACAUGUACGUCAAGAACCUGGUGUGGCCCAAGAGUUGGCCCAUGUGAGGAGCAUGAGCCUGGGGGGCUGGGGAUGAAGGGGCGGCGGUUGGAUGUGUGUAAGAGGUUGUAGGAGGGCUGUCAGUGACCCGUGGGUCGGUGACCCACAUGGACCGUCCCUGCAGCCGGACCAUCAGGACAGGAAAGGGAGAAGAGUCGUGGUGUGGAGAGGUGUGCAUGUGACACAGCUGUCGCUGGUUGGCUUAGCAGGUUGGCGGAUGACGAUGGGGUGUGGGGAUACUGGGUUUUGGGGUUUUCGGGGUGGGAGACGUUUCGGAUAGAGGGAAUAGGUUCGAGUGAACAGAUGUCGGGGAGGUGUCUGUCGCAGGAGCGUGCAUGGUACGUGCAUCACCCAAUGCGAGUGUGUGUGUGUGCAUCACGCUGUACGGAUUUCAUCACUCGAGUGCGCGUGUCAUGAUGUGGUGUUCGGUAUUUCGCAGACUGCAUCUAAUAUGUGUGCGGCCCCACACAGGCAUGUUCGGGCCUGUAGUAUCUAUUCUGUGCAUUGCUGCGCCCAUUGGUACCCUUGGCAGGGGUGCUGAGAGAGGGACGCUCUUCUAUUGCAGCUUGUCGCCGUUGCUGUUGUUUCCAGUUGCUUGCCCCGUUAUUGCCGGUUCGUAACGACCAGUUCCUUGCACUGUCAGUGCUUGCUAGCUCUGAUGUUGCUGAGUUGAGCCACGUGUUGCCUUACUGACAGUUGCCAUGCGAGCAUGCGGGUCUACAAGCAGCCCUGGCUCGUACCUGAUGUCGGAGCGGGGUGAACCAUUUUAACGGUGUGCAUGCGCGUGCAGCUGAUCCAGAACACGUUAUUGCCCCGGGUUAGGCCCUCAAGGACCUCACGGCCAUAAGUCGCGGUGGAUGUCACCCGGGUGCCCCGCUGCCAAAACACACACGCUGCUGAGCUCGGCUGCCUACACUGCCUGCCAUCUUGGCCUUGCCAGCGGUCUCAUAGCUUGUAAUUCGGAACGAUACCA
Astrephomene gubernaculifera is the source of this 2004-nucleotide messenger RNA. Lineage: Eukaryota; Viridiplantae; Chlorophyta; Chlorophyceae; Chlamydomonadales; Astrephomenaceae. The record is from the annotation of a GenBank genome assembly.